Messenger RNA from Clonostachys byssicola, 2097 nucleotides. The record is from the annotation of a GenBank genome assembly. NCBI's taxonomy places the organism in Eukaryota, Fungi, Ascomycota, Sordariomycetes, Hypocreales, Bionectriaceae.
AUGAGCGGUUCGCUUGUUACGACAGGGGGCAUCUCCGACCCGGCCCUCAUCACGCUUGUGAACAAGCUUCAAGAUGUGUUCGCCACGGUCGGUGUCAACAACCCAAUCGAUCUUCCCCAGAUCGCAGUCGUUGGUAGCCAGUCGAGCGGUAAGAGUUCCGUCCUGGAGAACAUUGUGGGACGAGACUUUUUGCCUCGAGGAUCAGGAAUUGUCACCCGCCGACCGCUCGUUCUCCAGCUGAUCAACCGCCCUGCUCAGUCAAAUGGGGUCAAGCAAGAAGACAUUUCCACAGCCACGGACAAGGCUGCCAACGCCGACGAGUGGGGAGAGUUCUUGCACAUCCCUGGCCAAAAAUUCUACGACUUUACCAAGAUCCGAGAAGAGAUUUCGCGAGAGACUGAUGCCAAGGUUGGACGCAACAUGGGUAUCUCAGCUGCCCCUAUCAACCUACGAAUCUACUCUCCCAACGUCCUGACAUUGACUUUGGUGGAUUUGCCUGGUCUUACAAAGGUUCCUGUCGGCGACCAACCUCGAGACAUUGAGCGACAGAUCCGUGAAAUGGUUCUCAAGUACAUUGGCAAGUCGAACGCUAUCAUUCUCGCCGUCACAGCCGCAAACAUCGACUUGGCCAACUCCGACGGUCUGAAACUCGCGAGAGAGGUCGAUCCCGAGGGUCAGCGAACUAUUGGUGUCCUCACCAAGGUCGAUUUGAUGGACGAGGGUACAGAUGUCAUUGAUAUUUUGUCGAACCGAGUCAUUCCUCUUCGCCUGGGCUAUGUCCCUGUUGUCAACCGAGGUCAGCGGGAUAUCGACAACAAGAAGGCUAUCAAUGCCGCACUUGAGGCCGAGAAGAACUUUUUCGAGAACCACAAGGCUUACCGAAAUAAGAGCUCGUACUGCGGCACACCAUAUCUGGCGCGAAAGCUGAAUCUCAUUCUUAUGAUGCACAUCAAGCAGACCCUGCCUGAUAUCAAGGCUCGCAUUUCCAGCUCGCUUCAGAAAUACACCACCGAACUAGACAGCCUGGGUCCUUCGAUGCUGGGCAACAGUGCCAACAUCGUGCUCAACAUCAUCACCGAAUUCACGAACGAGUGGAGGACAGUACUGGACGGUAACAACACUGAGCUAUCUAGCACUGAACUCUCUGGUGGUGCCCGUAUCAGCUUUGUUUUCCACGAGCUGUAUGCAAAUGGUGUGAAAGCUCUCGAUCCUUUUGAUGUCGUCAAGGAUGUGGACAUUCGCACCAUCCUGUACAACUCUUCCGGUUCUUCCCCUGCUCUUUUCGUUGGCACGACCGCCUUUGAGCUUAUUGUCAAGCAGCAAAUCAAGCGAGUCGAGGACCCAAGCUUGAAGUGCGUCUCACUGGUUUAUGAUGAACUGGUACGAAUUCUGUCUGGCCUUCUCAGCAAGCAGCUGUACCGCCGUUACCCCUCGCUCAAGGAAAAGAUGCACACGGUCGUCAUCGCUUUCUUCAAGAAGGUUAUGGAGCCUACCAACAAGCUCGUCAAGGAUCUGGUUUCUAUGGAGGCUUGCUACAUCAACACCGGCCACCCUGACUUCUUGAACGGCCACCGAGCAAUGGCGAUUGUAAAUGAGCGCCACACCCAAGCCAAGCCUGUGCAAGUUGACCCUAAGACGGGCAAGCCUCUGCCUGCUUCUUCUACCCCAGCCAGAGCGGCUAGUCCUGCUGUGCCAGACACUGAAGGUUCCAACGCUGGAUUCUUCGGAAGUUUCUUCGCUGCCAAGAACAAGAAGAAGGCCGCUGCCAUGGAAGCCCCACCGCCAACUCUCAAGGCCUCAGGCACUCUAUCUGAGCGUGAGAACAUCGAGGUUGAGGUUAUCAAACUGCUCAUUGCCUCAUACUUUAAUAUUGUUAAGCGCACCAUGAUCGACAUGGUGCCCAAGGCCAUCAUGCUCAACCUAGUCCAAUUUACCAAGGAUGAGAUGCAGCGCGAGCUUCUCGAGAACAUGUACAGAACUGACUCGAUAGAUGAGCUCCUCAAAGAGAGCGACUUCACCACCCGAAGACGGAAGGAAUGCCAGCAAAUGGUCGAAUCCCUCGGCAAGGCGAGCGAAAUCGUCAGCCAGGUUCAGUAA